AUGUGGGAUGUUAUCUCAGAUGGUCCUAUUUUAAUUAUGAAGGUCAAUCCUUCAUCUAUAGCUAAGGAUAUACUGUUCAAAGCUGUGGAUGAUACAAUCUUUCCAAAAAUCCGUAAGUGCAAAACAGCUAAAGACGUGUGGGAUGUCUUAAUCCAAAUCGGCGAAGGAGACGAACAGGAAAAAGACAACAAACUCACAAUUGCAAUGAAAAAGUUUGAAGACUUCAAGAUGCUACCAAGUGAAAAGAUUGCAGACAUGGAGUCUAGAUUGGUCAAAGUUUUGGAAGAGAUUACUGAUCUUGGAAAGACCCUCGAUCAAAAAGAAAUCUCUCUCAAAAUACUCCGCGGACUACCGUCAAGUUGGGAUAUGAAAGUGACAGCCAUGCGAGACCAUAGGGAUCUAAAAGUUGUUUCAACUGACAAACUUUUUAGUGAUCUCAAAGCGUACGAGUUCGAGAUGAAAUCAAAACUUGAGGAGGAACGUGAAGAAAGAACCACAGCCUUAGUAGCCGAGCAACCAUCAAACUCAUGGAAAUUCAAAAAAUUCAUGCGGAAGAACAACUUCAACAAUUCAUCUCAAAGAAAUCAAGGAAGUUCAUCCAGAAGACCUAGAAGAGAAUUUUCUGAUGAUAACACAAACUUGUGCUACAACUGUAGAAAACCAGGACAUUUCAUGGCAGAAUGUCCAUACCCCAAGGAAAUAUCUGAAUCAAAGGAUAGAAGAUUCAAGAAGGAUAAAAGGAAAGCUUUAAUAAGUGACCCUCUUGAGACAAGUGGGUCUGAGGAAUCUUCAAGUGAUGAAAGUGAUAGCUCAACGGAGGAUACUGCACUGCUGUGUCUUUUAAGCAUAACCAGUGAAUCAGAUUUCCAGGAAAAAUGCUUAAUGGCGCAUGAAGUAGAAAAAGACGAGGUAACAUCUAAAUCAUUUGAUUAUGCAAACUCAUCUUUUUCUAGAGAAUCUAUAUUUCAAUUAAUGAAAGAUUGUCAAACUGUUAUGGACACUCAUUCUCAACUCAAAGAGCGCAAUAAUUCUCUGAUUCUUGAAAAAGAUAAAAUAAAUGAGAAAUUGCAAGAUGCUUUACUUGAGAUGAGAAACUUGAAAGCUGAAAAUAUUCGCCUUCAAGAAGAGUGUAAAGCUAGAGAAAUUAGAGAACAUAAUCUUAGGGAGACAAUAGCAUCAUUUACACAUUCAUCCAAAAUAAUGGAUAAAAUGGUAAAUAUGCAAAAACCCUCAGGAGAUAAAGCCGGACUGGGCUAUGAUCCUACAUGUUCUAAAAUUUCUGAAAACUUGACUAAUUCUACUACUUCUUUAAUUAAUAAAGCUCAAGUAGUAAAAUUUGUCAAAAGUCAAGAUAGCACUAUGAGACAAGGAAUUGGCUAUCAAACUAAUGCUAGAAUUAACACUGCAAGGCCGAAGCUUCAAAGCAAUAAUUUUUCGCCAAUGCAGAAAUUUAGAAAGCAUGAGUUUGGUUCUCGUAAGAGAUUUACCAAUGAGUCAAGUGCGCAAAGACCUCAUAGGAAACAAUUUCCAAUGAUGAGGUUUGGUAGGGAUUAUCCUACUGAAGAGGACUGGCAUGAUGAAAUCAAACCAUGGACAAAAACGAGAGCAUAUGCCACCCGUGGGUUAGUCAAGGUCCUCCUCCUCUUGCUCAGAAACUAA
Molecule: messenger RNA, 1659 nt
Organism: Ipomoea triloba (trilobed morning glory)
Lineage: Eukaryota; Viridiplantae; Streptophyta; Magnoliopsida; Solanales; Convolvulaceae
Exons: 4
Coding region: 1-1659 (552 amino acids)
Molecular function (GO): nucleic acid binding; zinc ion binding
Source: RefSeq, a predicted model, not a curated record